CAGGUAAUACAUACCUGCGACUGCGACGAGUGAGUAAAGCUUCAUCUUCUUCCUCCUUCCUCCGGCCUCUUCCUGAGUGCUGCACGCAGUGCGUAGGAAGGAACUCGCGUACGUACGUGUGCUAGCUAGCUAGCUCGACCACGCGCAGCACGCAGGCGCGUAGUAGCUCGAUCGAUCGACCGCCGGCCGGAAAUGUCGACCAACUCGAGGUCCAACUCCAGGGCCAACUUCAACAACGAGAUCCAUGACAUCGGCACGGCGCAGAACUCCAGCAUGCCCCCCACGUACUACGACCGGUCGCUGGCGGACAUCUUCCCUCCGCACCUCCUCAAGAAGGUGGUCUCGGAGGUGGUGUCCACGUUCCUGCUGGUGUUCGUCACGUGCGGGGCGGCGGGGAUCUACGGCAGCGACAAGGACCGCAUCUCGCAGCUGGGGCAGUCGGUCGCCGGCGGGCUCAUCGUCACCGUCAUGAUCUACGCCGUCGGACACAUCUCGGGCGCGCACAUGAACCCCGCCGUCACGCUCGCGUUCGCCGUGUUCCGCCAUUUCCCCUGGAUCCAGGUCCCGUUCUACUGGGCGGCGCAGUUCACCGGCAGCAUCUGCGCGUCGUUCGUGCUCAAGGCCGUGCUGCACCCCAUCGCCGUGCUGGGCACCACCACGCCGACGGGGCCGCACUGGCACUCGCUCGUCAUCGAGAUCAUCGUCACCUUCAACAUGAUGUUCGUCACCCUCGCCGUCGCCACGGACACGAGAGCGGUGGGUGAGUUGGCGGGGUUGGCAGUUGGUUCCGCGGUUUGCAUUACGUCCAUCUUCGCAGGGGCAGUGUCGGGCGGAUCGAUGAACCCGGCGAGGACGCUGGGGCCGGCGCUGGCGAGCAACCUCUACACCGGCCUCUGGAUCUACUUCCUGGGCCCCGUCCUCGGCACGCUCUCCGGGGCCUGGACCUACACCUACAUCCGCUUCGAGGAGGCGCCCAGCCACAAGGACAUGUCGCAGAAGCUCUCCUCCUUCAAGCUCCGCCGCCUGCAGAGCCAGUCCGUCGCGGUCGACGACGACGAGCUCGACCACAUCCAAGUGUGAUUCAUGCUCCAUCGAUCAGAGAGUGCGCACUUGUUUACUCCUCAGUCCUCUCACUCUAUGUAUCGGCAACACUCCCUAGGAUAUACUAGUGGUCCGUAGUCAUGGUCUAUGUCUAUGUGUCGCUCUUCUCUCGAUCCAUGCACGUCCGUGGCGCGGUGUGGAUGGGCUCGCUCUGUCAAAUGUGCCAAUGAGCUGGAGCUUAAUUUUGGGACG
This is a messenger RNA of Zea mays, 1293 nucleotides long. Its product is annotated as NOD26-like membrane integral protein ZmNIP2-1. The record is from RefSeq and is marked provisional. Gene Ontology annotation, molecular function: channel activity. Gene Ontology annotation, biological process: transmembrane transport. NCBI's taxonomy places the organism in Eukaryota, Viridiplantae, Streptophyta, Magnoliopsida, Poales, Poaceae. The transcript has 5 exons. Gene Ontology annotation, cellular component: membrane. Bases 193 to 1080 code for a protein of 295 amino acids.